Molecule: messenger RNA, 423 nt
Organism: Vairimorpha ceranae
Lineage: Eukaryota; Fungi; Microsporidia; Nosematidae
Product: t-complex 10
Exons: 1
Coding region: 1-423 (140 amino acids)
Source: RefSeq, a predicted model, not a curated record
AUGCUAAAAAUUAUAAAAGAAAAAAUAAAUAGCAUAAAUAGACUUAUGGAACAAGUAGAAUCUACUAAAAAACCGUCAAUUAUAGAAUUACUAAAAAAAGAGAUCGAAAAACUUAGAGAAUUAAAUAAUGAAUAUAAAAAUAUAUUAGAUUCUAAAAAAGUUGUACAUAAAGAAAUUGAAAAAAAGAAAAUAAGGUAUUAUCUUCAAGAUGGAUCUACAUAUGUAAUACGAGACAAAUAUAGAUAUCUUUAUGAUGCAAAAUCAAAAGUCAUUACUUAUGAAUUUGAUAAUGGGCAAAUAGAAAGAUCUUAUCCUAGUGGCAUAAAAGAAAUUAGGUACGGUGAUGGAUCGAUUAUAAUUAAAAAUGAUAAUAAAGAUUAUGAUAAACUUGAUGAUACAAAAUCUAAAUUUAUCAGCUUGUAA